AUGGUACUGACUAUCAUUGAAUGUCUAAAGUAUUCAACAACUGGUGAUCUUCCACCAAAUAGUAAAGGUGGUGCCUUUUUACAUGAUCCAAAGAUGACAGAUGAAAAAGAAGUCAGAGCACAAGUUAAAUUAGCAUUCACCAAUGCUUCUGGUGUAUCAAUGAUAUGUACCAGAGCUAUGCUUUUGACCGUUAAGAGAACUACUGCUACAUUCAAGACAUUAGAAGGUCAAUUAUUAGCUUUACAUAGAGGUGAAAGAACCACUAUAAGUACUAAAUGUGCCGAACUUGAUGCUCAAGUGCCAACAUAUCUUGGUGUCUCUAAAGCUAUUUUGGAUUAUGUUAUCUUUUGUCAUCAAGAUGAAAGUUUAUGGCCAUUAGCUGAACCAUCAGUAUUGAAAAAGAGAUUUGAUGAAAUUUUUGAAGCCUUGAAAUUUACAAAGGCAUUGGAUAAUAUUAAAGUGAUACGGAAAGAUAUGGCUGUUGAAAUCAAGUUGCUAGAUCAAUCGGUCAAGCAUUUAAAGACUGAUAAAGAACGUGCAGAUCGUGUUAAGGAAAAAAUCAGUGUUAGUAAUAAACAAAUUGAAGAUUAUAGAGAAGAAACUGCACUUCUAGAGGAAGAUUUACAACGUAUAGCUAAAGAAAGUAAUGAACUUUUCAAAUCUAAUCAAGAAUUUCAGAAAGUUUUAUCUAAAUUAGAAAGUUAUAAGCAUUCACAAAGAUCAUUGAAUGAACAAAUUUCAAGAUUGGAAGAUUCCACAAGAUUACUUCCGGAAUCUGAUGAAGAUAUUCAGUACAAACUAGCUAAUUUCCAAAGCAUGGUUCAAGAAGCACAAUCUAAAGUUAAUGAUUUAAAAUAUGAAGUUAGUGAUAAACAAUCAAACUUGAAAACACUGAGACAAGACUAUAGUCAUAUGAUCAGAGAGGAAGGUCAAUUAAAGGGUAAAGAAGCUGAAUAUCAAGAAAAUUUACAAAGACGUGAAACUUUAGUUAAUUCAAUUGCAUCCAAAUUGGGUAUAGAUUCAAGUUCGGGCGAUGUGCAAAGUUUUGAAAGUGAGUUAACUAGCUUGGUUGAUAAUAGUGAAAGAUCAUUAGAGUCAUUGGUGAAAACUGCUAAAAGGGCAGAAGCUGAUCUUUCACAAAAAUUGAAAUUAGUUUCAGAUUCCAAAUUGAAAGAACGUCAACAUAGAGAUUAUACAUUAAGUGAUAUAGAAGCUCAUGAAAAGGAAAUCAAAGCACAAAACAAUAAGAUCAACGAUUUAGAUGUUAAUGAAGGUGGUCUUGAGUAUGAAAAGACCAAAUUGGAAGAUUUAGAGACAAAACUUAACAAAUUGAAAGGUGAAAAAGUUGUUGAAAAUUUAUUAAAAGAUAUCAAGACUAAAAAUACUGAAAUUUCAAAUUUAGAAAUUGAACUUGAAAAUAUCGGUAAUGAAUUAUCUCAGAGUCAUAAACAAGCUGAUGCGCAUGCUAAAAUUUCUUUAUUGAAAGAUGAAAAAAGAUACAGAGAAAAAGCUCUUGCCAAACUUAUUGAAACAAAUAAUGAGAUUUUCCAAAAGGAACAACUAAAUAUUGAAGAUUUAGAUAAGAGUUAUAGAGCUAAAGUGAACAAGGCAACAGCUGAAGCUAAAAGAGGUGAAAUCGACUUGAGUAAGUUACAAGACCAAUUUUCCAAACUUGAAUCUGAAGCGUCAUUCAAGAAGACAACAAUUUCCAAUUAUGAGAAAGAAUUAGAAUCAUCUUUACAAAAAUAUAAUGAUGAAGUUGAAUUUGGUAUCGAUGAUUAUGAUGAUGAAUUGGGUGAUGCAGAAAAGCAAUAUAAACUUGCAUUGGAAAACUUAAAGGUUACUAAAACAACAUUAGAGUUUAAUAAAAAAGCAUUAGAAAUUGCUGAAUCUGAUCAUUCAUGUUUUUUGUGCUCAAGAAAGUUUGAUGAUAAGCCAGGGCUGACCAACUUUCUAAAAGCUUUAAAAGAGAAAACUAAUGGUGAUGCUGAAAAAUCUUUCCAAGAAGAUGUAGUGGAAACCAAAGAAUAUUUGGAUAGUUUGAGGUCGUUGUCACAAAUAGUUGAUAGAGUCAAGACGCUGAAGGAUAAGGUUAAAACUCUUGAAUCUGAAGUUGCAAAAUCUGAACCAGGAUAUAAGAAAGUUGAAUCUGAGUUUACUACACAAAAGGCUAAAGCAGAUGAAGCUAAACAUAAACUAGAAAGUCUUAACGACAUUAAAAAUGCAGUUAGUGAAAUCACCAGAAUGAAGCAUGACUUAUCAAAUGUUUCAUCUCAAUUAUCUGAUAAAGAGAAAGAAUUAAAUGAUUAUGGAUAUUCUGCUAAAAGCUUAGAUGAAUUACAAAAAGAACAAAAGGAGAAGCAUACAACUUUGAAAAUUUUAAGAACUGAAGUUAAUACCCUUCUUGAAGAGAAAGACUCUAAACAACGUGAAGUUUCCAUCUUAGAAGGUAAUGUUAAGGAUAAAAGAUUAGCAAUUAGUAUUAUUGAAAGAGGUCUUGUGGAAAAGGAAAAUUUGUUGAAAUCUAUUGAAGAGUAUAAAAAUAAGAUUGUUAAAUUACAAGAACAAGCUGCUAAAUCUAAUGGUAUUCUUGAAGAAUUAGAAGAGCAGGUUAAUCAAGCAUCUUCUGAACUCUCUGCAAAACAAAGAGAAAAUGAAGUUUCCAUCAAAAACCAACAAAAUGAAGUUAGUAAAUUCAAAGAUCACCAAAAGGAAUUUUCGAAUUUGAAUGGAUCCAUUACAUAUUAUGUAGAUGUUGACUCCAAGAAGUUGGCUAAAUGUCAAGAAGAAGUUUCAUUAAUCAGUACUCUGAUUGCAGAACAUGAAGAAGAAAUUGAAUCAACUUUAGCUCGUGUAUCAGAUGAAGAGAAAAAAUUAGCGGAUACAAGUAGUGAAGAAAGAAACUUGAAGAAUAAUUUGGAUAUAAGACAUAUGCAAAAGCAAUUAGAUAAUAUUGAACAUGAUAUUGAGAGUCUUGAUGCACAAAAUGCUGAAAGUGAAAGAGAUCGUUAUGAAGAACGUUCAGCAGUUCUUAGAGAACAAUAUUCCAAGAUGAAUGCAGAUUUAGCUGGUAAAAUGGGUGAAGUUAAACAAAUUGAAGAUCAAGUUAAACAAUUUGAAAAAGAAUUGAGAACUGAAUUUAAACAAGUUGAACAAGCAUAUCAAGAAGAAUGGGUUAAACUACAAACCAAGACUUUAGUAUCAAAUGAUUUGAAUACAUAUUCAAAAGCUCUUGAUUCUGCAAUUAUGCAAUACCAUAGUAUUAAGAUGAAGGAAAUCAAUAGAACAAUUGAUGAAUUAUGGAAAGGUACAUAUAGUGGUACAGAUGUUGAUACAAUCAUGAUUAAAAGUGAUCAAAACACUGCAAGUAAAGGUAAUAGAACUUAUAACUAUCGUGUUGUUAUGGUGAAACAAGAUGCUGAAUUAGAUAUGAGAGGUAGAUGUUCAGCAGGUCAAAAAGUGUUAGCAUCAAUUAUUAUUAGAUUAGCAUUAGCUGAAUGUUUUGGUACAAAUUGUGGUGUUAUUGCCCUUGAUGAACCUACAACUAACCUUGAUGCUGAAAAUAUUGAAUCAUUAGCAAGAUCAUUAGGUAAUAUUAUUGAAAUGAGACAAAGUCAAAAAAAUUUUCAAUUAAUUGUUAUUACUCAUGAUGAGAAAUUCUUAACUUAUAUGAAUGCUGCUAAAUAUACUGAUCAUUUUUACAAAGUUAGAAGAAAUGAAGCUCAAAAAUCUCAAAUUGAUUGGGUUAAUAUUAGUCGUGUAUCAGAAUGA
Hansenula ciferrii is the source of this 3771-nucleotide messenger RNA. It is a transcript of the gene RAD50, whose product is annotated as MRX complex DNA-binding subunit. Gene Ontology annotation, biological process: telomere maintenance via recombination; telomere maintenance via telomerase; chromosome organization involved in meiotic cell cycle. Gene Ontology annotation, molecular function: single-stranded telomeric DNA binding; ATP hydrolysis activity; G-quadruplex DNA binding. NCBI's taxonomy places the organism in Eukaryota, Fungi, Ascomycota, Saccharomycetes, Phaffomycetales, Wickerhamomycetaceae. The record is from RefSeq and is a predicted model, not a curated record. The coding region runs from base 1 to 3771 and encodes 1256 amino acids. Gene Ontology annotation, cellular component: nucleus; condensed nuclear chromosome; Mre11 complex. The transcript has 2 exons.